GCUGCGCGCCGCCGUCUGUCGCGACUUCCCCCUGUCGCUGUCGUCUCCUCUGACACUACCACCGCUACCGGGAUUACCAAUGCGCGCCGUGGCGUUGCUCGUCGCUCUGGCCGUGCUCGCAGCCCGCCUCGCCGCCGCCUCGUCGCCCAACGGCACCCAGCCCGGCCCGCGGGAGGCUGAGGCCCGCCAGGGGGAGGCUGUGUCCGGCCCCGACUACGAGGAGGAGGAGGACGAGGAGGCGCUGCCCGUCCACCAGUACAUCGUGGAUGACUUGAUCCGAGUUGAACCUGUGGUUAAGCCCAAGUCAACAAAGAGAGGGGGUGAGAAGAAUGCUGGCAAACUGAGAAGGAAGAAGAACAAAGGGAAGAACAAAAAGAAAGGAACUCCCUGUGAAAUGGAAUACAAAAACUUUUGCAUCCAUGGUGAAUGCGUAUACCUAGAACAUCUCCAGAUGGUGACCUGCAAGUGUCAUCAGGAUUUUUUUGGUGAGCGCUGUGGUGAACAGUUCAUGAAGACUCAAAGGAAGAAUGAUGUGGCAGACUACUCCAAGACUGUGUUGGUAGUGGUAGCUGUCCUGCUCUCAAGCAUCAGCUUUGUUACUGUACUUAUCGUUGUGAUAGUGCAGGUCAGGAAAAAAUGUCCGCAAUAUGAAGAGAAAGAAGAAAGGAAAAAACUUAGGCAAGAAAACAGAAAUGGACAUGUUGGUGUGUAAAUGAAGAAAAAGCAGAACAAUUCUGCUGUGGCCACUGCCAAGCUACAGGGUACCUCUGGCUACCUGCCACAUCCACCUGGACACUGGGGGCUGGAGUUGUUGCCACUAAGCCCUGACUCAUCAAAACGGAGGCUGCUGCACAGAGAUGCCCAACAUGCCACUUGCUGCUGAACCACUUGCUGGGGAACAGUUGCCACUCCACUUUGUACAACAACAUGGAGGGAGCUGCCACUGCAGGGGCAGAGGACUUGCUAUCAGGACCUGCUGGAGACUGCUGCUACUGAGCUUUCUCUACCAGUGCUGGACCUCCAGUCUCUGCUGUUUUGUGGAUGGACUUUUUUCUGCCAGCAAGUCUCCUUUGGCAGCUCUGAGGAGAAAUUGUGGUUUCAGGAAAGUGAGGUGACGGGGAGGAUGUUCCCUUCUCUCUCCCCAAAGUUAGAGAAGAGCUUAUCUAACUAGGCCUCAGUGGACAAAACUAAUUCUGCUCUUGCUGUGCUCCCUGUUGAUAUUGGCUUCAAACAAUUUCAUCUCUAGUUCUGACUUGCAGGGUGUUGGUAACAAAUCUGUUAGCCACACCUGGGUUCUGUUACUGUAUGUGUGGAAGGUAAUCCCUCUGAGUUCAGUAGAACUUGCUGUGUGAGUGGAGCUAUCCAUCUGUGUGUGUGCUAGCCAGAGUUAAUACUAGCCUCCUCAGGAUGCUGAGAAAAGUAAGAUCUGAAGCUCUGUCCCUGAAGGAAAACAAUGCUUGAAAAAGCAAUAAGCCUGGGCACUCCUGUUGUGGUGUCUGUCCAUUGGCUACAAGCACAUCUGUUAUCCAGAUGUUGGAUGCUGCUUUGAGCAGCAUUGAAGUCAAGUGAUGCAAAUCGGAUUCAGCCAUUUGACAACUCAGCCAAGAACCUGUUCCUUUGAAGAAAGGAAUUGAUGCACUGAUACUCAGCAAGUGGUGGUCUCCUGUGCUCUACCUCCUGGUGUGAAGAACUCUACUUACCUCAAACUUUUCUGACCCAAGUACCCUCAGUUUCUUGAAUGCCCAUGCAAUCUUGAGCACAGAGUAUUAUCUGAGUUCAGUUUCUUCUUGAAAGACUGUGUGCACUUUCUAAACAUCAGAAUUCUUCUGGUAGCACAGCAAUGUCAUUAAUUGUCAAGUUAUAUCUGUAAAUGUGUACAUUUAUUGUAUUUAAUAUUUAAUGUUUCCAUAACAAACUUAUUUAUUUUAUAAUAAACUUUUUUAUAAUCUUA
Molecule: messenger RNA, 1951 nt
Organism: Oxyura jamaicensis (ruddy duck)
Lineage: Eukaryota; Metazoa; Chordata; Aves; Anseriformes; Anatidae
Gene: AREG
Product: amphiregulin
Exons: 6
Coding region: 80-712 (210 amino acids)
Biological process (GO): epidermal growth factor receptor signaling pathway; positive regulation of cell population proliferation; positive regulation of mitotic nuclear division
Source: RefSeq, a predicted model, not a curated record